Messenger RNA from Paramecium octaurelia, 462 nucleotides. The record is from the annotation of a GenBank genome assembly. NCBI's taxonomy places the organism in Eukaryota, Ciliophora, Oligohymenophorea, Peniculida, Parameciidae.
AUGAAUCUUAAAAUAGCAUGUCUGGGCCAAGAAUUCAAUUUUGAAGAAGUUUAUUCACUGGAAGAAUUGAAAUUAAGACUUUACUAAACUGAACCAUCAUUUAUUUUAGAGUCACUGACUUAUCAAGAUGAGGAAGAGGAUAUCAUUACAUUAGCCAAUGAGAAUGAUUUUAGUUGUUUGUCAACAAGUUCAAACUUUACUGUCCAAGCAUAAGGGAAAUUCGAUGAAGAAUGGGCAAUAAAGGAAUUCAAAAGAAAUUAGAGAUUGAUUAAAAGAAUAGCUAAGAAAGUCAAAUAAUUAAAAGAGAAAUAGAGGAAAAAUUUAAUCCAAGUAUAUUUUAAAUAUAUCAUUUGAGGGGAGAAUAUUAUUCAGAGAAGUUAAGAAAUAUUUUGUUAUAACAGAAACAGGCUCAAGAUAUUGACAAAGACAUAAAGACUAUUAGAUAAUAAAUUGAACUUUAAC